Messenger RNA from Danio rerio (zebrafish), 6268 nucleotides. The record is from RefSeq and is a predicted model, not a curated record. Lineage: Eukaryota; Metazoa; Chordata; Actinopteri; Cypriniformes; Danionidae.
UUACGCUGAGCUGUGCUGACGUCACGCGUUCACGCUGGAUCAGUUUCAGAGCUUGUGACGCUGCUGCAUUAACACAGUUGUAAAUGAAGCAGAAAGAGAGAAAAGUGGGCGUUUGAGUGGACUGAAGCAUGGAUUAUGAGCGGAGGGGUCGUGGUGACCGAAUGGGCCGCUAUGGGAAAGCGUCAGAUGAUCACGACUACAGAGACAUGGACUAUCGCGGAUACGGACAGGAAAAUGGCUUGGGGCUAACUAGCAGCUUAGCAAAUACAAGGCAGCAUGACGGCAGCUCCGAUGGCCCUAAAGACUUCCCCUCAGGUAAUUUCUCAAAUAAUCGACCCGGAUUCAGACAAAAGGGCAACCGUGCAUCCGAAGUCGGAAAAGAUCAGAACAUCCACUCAAGAUUUCAGCAUGAUGGAAAGGAUUAUGAGUUUGAAGCAGAAACCGAGGCGCGCAGGAGAGAUGCACAGUCUUUAAGAUCCAGACCGAAGGUGUUCCUGGACCAACAAACACCAGAUGAAGAGGAAGGCGAUGAGGACAACACAUGGGGCAGAUUAAGAGGACGGCAAAACUCUCAGGGAGAAUACAAUGCAGAAUGGAGAGCCGAGGAAGACAAAUUAAAUCGAAAUCUCAAGCACAAACAAGGUUUUCCUGAUCAAGUCCAAUCACAGAGCAAAAUGAAGGAUGGAAGUUUUGACCCUGAGGAGGCAGAAGUCCACGAUCAGGACUACAGAUCUGAUGCAGACGCGCUCCAGAAACCCAGCAACAUUGUGAUGCUGAGAAUGCUUCCUCUGAACGCAACGGUGAACGAGAUUCGUGCUCGGCUGCAGGAGCAGGGGAUCCAGCCUAGAGAAGUUCGUCUGAUGAGGAACAAAUCUUCAGGUCAGAGCAGAGGAUUCGCCUUCGUCGAGUUUAAUCACUUGCAGGAGGCCAGCCGCUGGAUGGAGACCAACCAGAAAGUGCUCACUAUACUGGGACAGCGGGUUUCUAUGCACUACAGCGACCCAAAGCCACGCGCUAAUGAAGACUGGCUCUGCAAUAAAUGUGGAGUGCAGAACUUCAAACGAAGAGAAAAGUGCUUCAAAUGCGGAGUUCCAAAGUCAGAGGCGGAGCUGAAACUGCCUCUGGUGCCAAAGAUUUUACCUCUGUGUCAGCUGAAGGACUCAACUCAGGGUUUACUGCCUCUUCCAGCCAUAUUCCAGACAGCCACGUCCAUCCUCAACUUAAGCUCCUCCCCCCAGCCCUCUGAGGCGGCCAAUGACACGCUCAUACUGAGGAAUCUGGGACCCCACACCACACUCGAGGCCAUUUUAUCAGCUCUGGCUCCGUUCGCAACCCUCUCGCCCUCGAACGUUCGACUCAUUAAAGACAAACAGACGCAGCUCAACCGAGGCUUCGCUUUCCUGCAGCUGACGACAAUCGUGGAGGCUUCACAGCUGCUGCAGAUCCUCCAGGCCCUGCAGCCGCCGCUGUCUAUUGAUGGAAAGCUCAUCUCUGUGGAGUUCGCCAAGGGCUCCAAACGUGAUGUGUUUCUGACAGAUGGCAGUCGUGUGAGUGUGGCCACAGUAGCGAGCACAGCUAUAGCUGCAGCUCAGUGGGCAGUUUCUCAGACGGCGAGUGGAGCUCAGAGUGGUGAUUUGAGUGUUCUCCAGCAGGGGGCGGCAGCGUUCAGCCAGGAUGGCUCUCAGAGCCGCACUGCAGAAACACAGGCUUUUAAAGGCCCAGUGACCACAUUACUGACCCCUGCUGAUAGAGCAGUUGCAGGAGAGACUACUGCUGCCUCCAUACUGACACAUGCAGCUUCCCAAAUCCAGCUGGUCUCCUCUACACCCUCCACACAGGACCGUCAGACAUCUGUGGAGAUCAUCGGGAAGCCUCAGCCUGCAGCUUGUGUCCAGCCAGCCACACCUGGAACAGCUCUGGAGUGCCAGCAGUACCCGGAUCCCGACGUGUCCACAUACCAGUACGACGAGAGCUCUGGUUAUUACUACGACCCUUUUACCGGCCUCUACUAUGACCCAAAUUCACAGUACUACUUUAAUCCCCAUACGCAGCAGUACAUGUAUUGGGAUGGGGAAAAGCACACGUAUGUUCCUGCCCCAUCACAGUCUGAGGAUUCUGCAGGCAAUGAGCUUUCAGGAGCUCCAAACAGCAGCAAAGACAAGAAGGACAAGCCCAAGAACAAGAGCGCGCAGCAGAUCGCCAAAGACAUGGAGCGCUGGGCCAAGAGUCUGAACCGGCAGAAGGAGAACGGGCGCUCUGUAAACACAAACCCUCGGCUGAUGACCCACAGCAGAAGUGAUGACCGACGGGAGUCUGCCAGUGCAGACGCUGGCUACGCCGUCCUGGAGAUGAAGGGCGCUUUACUGGAGAGACCACAGAUCCUGAUGGAGCAGAUCAAACAUCCUGAAGACAGAGAGAGUCCUCCUCAGGCUCUGCUGGCGGGCUGCAGUGUAGAGACGGACAGCGAGGACGAGAGCUCAGAGAAGCAGGAGCGUCUGACGGACUGGUGUAAACUGGCCUGUCUGCUCUGCCGGAGACAGUUCCCCAGUAAAGAGGCUCUGAUCCGACACCAGCAGCUGUCCGAGCUGCACAGACAAAACCUGGAGCAGAAGAGAUCCAGAACGACAGUGUCAAACACACAAGAGGGAUCGGAAACUGAGCUGAAAUACAGGGAUCGAGCAGCAGAAAGGAGAGAGAAAGGGAUCAUCCCGCAACAACCAGACGCAAAAAAGAGGAGGAUUAGCCCUGUCAGCGCCGCUGGAUUUCAGAUGCUUCCCGGAAGGACAGAAAAAGGCUUUUUCAUCCGUAACGUCCCGGUGGAAUAACGGAGAUCAUCAUAUCUGGACUACUCUUCACGAAUUAACCGAGCAGAUUUAAUCAUAUGGUGCAAAAUACAGCAGAGAGACCCUCACCAGGACGUUUACACAUAAUCAGUUAGAGAUAUAUUAACAUUCAGGUUGAUUUAAAGGGAGAGUUCAGCCAAUAAUGAACGUUUACUCAGUAUUUACUCAGUCAAGCAGGCUUUAAACCUUUAUUAGUUCUGUUAAACACAAAUGAAGAUACUUUAAACAAAGACUUCCAUAGUAAAUAGAAAUAGUAUGGAAGUCGAUGGUUACCGGUUUUCAGCAUACUUCAAAACAUCUUCUUUUGUGUUUUACAGAUUAGAGAGACUCUUAAAGAUUUGAACCAAGUGACGGAUGCGUAAAUAAUGAUAUAAUUUCAUUUUUGCGUGAACUAUCCCUUUAAGAAAACCCCCUCAGGACUCUGAGACAUAAACAAAAAAGCUAUUGCUAGCACACAGUCACUGUAAUUAUUAGCAUUAUCGUUGUGUAGCCCAUCGUCCGCUUCCCAGAAACAUUGUCCACAUUUGUUGAUGGCGUGAAGUUAUGCAAAAUAAUUCUGGGAAGAAAAUGAUGUCAGGAUUGAAAACGGAGAUACGCUGCAUUAAAUGCUCUCACGCUUAGAGUUUUAGUCUCGUUUCUAGUACAAAUAUCUAAACAAUCUUAAAUCAAGAAGCUUUUUCAGGGCAAGGAGAAAAUAUAGUCUUGUUUUUAGUAACAAUGAGUCAAGCUAAAGUGAGUUGUUCAUUAAAACAAGCAAAAUAGUCUUAUUUUUCACAUUAUUUUGCUUGUUUUAAUAAAAAAACUCACUUUAUUUUGACUCAUAUCUGAAAACGAGACUGUAUUUAUUGCUUGUCUGUAAAAUGCUUCUUAAUUUAACUAGUUCGUAGAUAUUUGGACUAGAAACGAGACUAAAACACUAAGUCUAAAGGCAUUGUAUGCAGUGUAAAUAUCUGUUGGUCCCUUUAAAUCUGAUCUGAGUACAGCCAUUGGUGGUGCAGAAGGCUGAUUGUACGCAGUGUGCUAUGCAUAUUUAGCGCGUCGGAUGUUUCUGACACGAGAGUCUAUGCAGAACUGAACUUGCACAGUAGAUUAAACUUUCCUCUUGAAGAACCGGCACAGAUUAGGGUUUACGCUUUUGGAUUAUUAGUGAGCAUUGUUGUGCUCAAAAGUUUACACACCCCUUGAUGAUUUCUAGAUUUAUUUCUAGUUUUUUAACUUGCAUUGUUUUGUCUUGUUUGUAGUCUGAAUGUCAAAACAUUCUUAAAUUGAGAAGCAUUUAUUGAGACAAGCAAAACAAAUCAUGUUGAUUUAAGAAAUAUUGAGUCAAAAUUAGGUGUUUUUUUUUUCUUAAAACGAGCUCAACAAUCUGCCAAUGGUGUCAGUGAAGUAAUCUUACAUCAAAAGUAACAUCAAGAUCAUUCUGCUUACCCCAUUGUCAGAUUAUUUUGCUUGUUUUAAUGAAAAACUCACUUAAUUUUGACUCUCUAUAUCUGAAAACAAGACUAUAUUUAUUGCUUGUCUGUAAAAUGCUGCUUAAUUUAACUAGUUUGUAGAUAUUUGGACUAGAAACGAGACACAAACAUUUUACAGUGUAAGAUAUUUUGCUUAAAAGGCAUUCACAUAUAGUUCACAAGGACAAAAACAUAGCUUAAAUAAUUAAAACAACCCUGUGCAAAAGUUUACUCCUCAGGUUUUUAAUAAUGUGUGUUUUCCAAGCUUUUUUCUGCUUAGUGAUGGUUGUUCGCACGUCUCUGGUUUGUACUGAACAGUUAAACAGUAGGAAAAUCCUCAAUGUCCUGCAGAUUCUUCACUUUUCCAGCAUCUCUUCUGCCUUUUCCAGACGAAAUGUAUGAUUGUAGAUUCAUCUUUUCACUCUAAGGGUGUUUUAGGGACUUAAAUAUGACUAUUAAACAAAAGGUUUAAGCCAGCAAUGUCAAACUCAAUUCCUGGAGGGCAGCAGCUCUGCACAGUUUAGUUCCAACCCUGCUCCAACACACUCACCUGCAGGUUUCAAACAAGCCUAAAGGACUUCAUUAGUUUGAUCGGGUGUAUUUUAUUAUGGUUGGAACUAAACUGUGCAGAGCUGCGGCCCUUUUGGAACUGAGUUUGACAUCCCUGGUAUUAAGCCCUUGAUGAUGCUCCAGAAGGAAAAGCAAGGCAUUUAGACCCUGGGGGUGAAAACUUUUACACCCAAUGAAGUCUUCCACAUUUCAAUUGUAUUCAGUAGAAAUGUUAUUGUUUUACAUUUAGUAGUGCCAUUCGGAAAUAUCAGAAGAUUCCUGCAUCUUUAACAGAUGCAAUUUACCCUGAUCGUCAUUGUGUAAAAGUUUUCACCCCCCUGGCUCUUGAUGCUUUGUUUCUUAUUCUGGAGCAUCAGCGAGGGUUUUAUCCUAUUUUAAUGGUCAUGUUUAAAUCCCUCAAUCAUCCUCAGAUGAAUUUACAAUCAUAGAUUCAAUGCUGGAAGAGGCUAAAAUCAACAGAAGAUGCUGGAAAAGUGGAGAAUCUGCAGGACAUGGAGGAUUUUUCUGUAGAACAGCAGAUGUUUAACUGUUGAGAACAAACCAGAGACUUGUGAACAAUCAUCACAAAGGAGAAAAACACAUGAAAAACACACACAGCACUGAAAACUAGGGGUGUGUAAACUUUUGCACACAGUUAUUUUUAAUAUUUUAUUUAUGUUUUGUUUUUUGUGAACAUCUUUUACGUAAAAUAUCUUCCUCAGGACUUUACCAACUAAAAAAAAAACCCAUUCAUUUAGUAGGAUCUCUCUUAUUUUGUUUGUCAUUUUAACAGAUACUUUAAGUGGGUUUGUGUAAACGUUCGAGCACAGCUGUAUGUGUCAUGACUAUCUAAGCUGUGCUAGAUUAUAUAUUAGCUUUUUUAACGUGAGUUUAAUGUGGACAGAGAGAGUUUGUUAUUGUGAGCACUAAGUGCCGUUGUGUUUCUUUUUGUAGUUUAUAUCUACACAAUCACAGAUCUGAUUUUCACAUGGUAAUUCGUCUUAAAUGUCUUCAGAAAAGGCAGAAAGACCGUUUAGUUUGAUGGUAAAAUGGUUUCUACAAGGAAAUGAGCUUUGCUUUUCCCUUUUUUAUUUUAUUGGAUAAUAGAAUAUAUCUAUAUAUGAAUGAAUGAAAGAAGUUUUGAAAGAGAUUUUUGUAUAUAAGAUGCCUUGAUGCAGAAAGAGAAUCUAACAAAUCCCAAGUCUUAUUUCACUACAGAUGGAAAGCGGAGGGAAAGCUAAUGCCAUUCACUCCAUUAAGAAAAUAUAUAUCUUUGUUUUAGGAGCAUUAUGAUUUUUGUUCUGUCGUAUUGUGUCAUUGUUCAUUUCAUUUAAGCCUAUCUCAGUACUGUAAUGUCUUUUUUAUUUUACUGUAAAGUAUGAUUUUUGUGAUUUAUUCACCAAUACAAAUUAUUGUGAAACUAUU